Messenger RNA from Prunus armeniaca (apricot), 651 nucleotides. NCBI's taxonomy places the organism in Eukaryota, Viridiplantae, Streptophyta, Magnoliopsida, Rosales, Rosaceae. The record is from the annotation of a GenBank genome assembly.
AUGGGAAUGGAAAGGCAGCUAACUGUGGCAUAUUCACCACAGCAAAACGGAGUAGCAGAACGAAAGAACAUGACAAUUAUGGAGAUGGCUAAGUGCAUGAUGAUUGAAAAGAAGAUGCCUCUAGAAUUUUGGGAUGAGGCAAUAAACACUACUGUGUAUGUUAAGAACAGAUGUCCAACUAAGGCCUUAGACAAGAAAACUUCAUUUGAAGCUUAUAGUGGUAGAAAGCCAGGAGUUAAACAUUUAAGAGUGUUUGGUUCCUUGUGCUAUGCACAUGUUCCAACUCAACAAAGGCAGAAGCUCGACUUAGCUAGUACAAGAUGUAUAUUUCUGGGUGGUUUGGGAUUGGAAUGCACGAAAGAAUGUGAUAUCUCAAUACCCCUUAAUGAGACACUCACUGAGAGAGAAGAGGAACCUAGUGAUUCUAGCUUGAGUCAAGAAGAAAUUUCAGAAGAGAGGCAUGCUGAUUUUGACUCAAGAUCACAGGAUGUUGAUCACACACCUUUGAAAUACAAGAGUAUUGCAGAAGUGUAUGCGAGAUGUAACUUAUGUAUUAUCAAGCCUGAGACUUUUGAAGAGGCUGUUAAGGAUGAAGCAUGGCAGAAAGCAAUGGAGAAUGAGAUAGAAAUGAUAGAGAAGAACAAGACUUAG